AUCAUUUUUUUUUCUUUCCUUCUAUAUAUAAAUAAAAACCCUUAUCUUUCCCAACAAACAGAAAAACUCAAAAACCCUUACUUCUCUCAACUUCUUCUUCUUCUCUUUCGAUCUCUAGCUUUGCUGCACCAUCAUGACUCAUAUGUUGAAGAAACAAAGUAGCAUGAUAAGGCCAACAACAACAACAACCUCAGGAGGCUUAGGCAUGCACAGAGACUCACGUGUGAUCUCCAAAGUCCAACCUAAAAUCAGAAUCAUUCACAUAUUUGCUCCUGAAAUCAUCAAAACCGACGUAGCGAAUUUCCGGGAGCUCGUCCAACGGCUCACCGGAAAACCAUCCUUGGAAAAUGAUGCCAAAAAAGGAAAGGGUAAGGGUAAAAAGGUCAAAUCACCUCAAGACGACAACACGGUCGUCGAGGCUAGUCUUGGGUGUAACAAGCCCACGAUAAAUACCAAGUUAGAAGUAAUGAUGGGAAGUGGAUCAUCUUCAUCACCUUCUUCAUCAUCUGAUCAUCAACCACAUGAACAAGAUCAUCAUCAACAACAGGGUUGGAGAUCUACAACUGGUGAUCAUAUUAGCUCAUCUGGUGGGUAUCUUACAGGAUUUACAGAUUUAGAUUAUAGUUUUGACUUUAAUACCAUGUUUCAUUUGGGCCCAGCUGAUGCUUCUUCUCAUCUUAAUUCUCUUGGAGAAACUACACAAGUUUCUUUCAGAGGGUAAAAUAGGAAAAACAAAAAAAAUUACAAGGGUUUUCUACAUGGAGGGUAUGAUUGACUUUUUAUUUAAAAUGACUGGUUUGCUUGUUUGAUUAAAUCACUUAUUGGUGGAAAUUUCUUAGAUGGGUUUAUUUUUAUUCUUAUUGUGGGAUUAAUUAAGCGAGGGUUUGAUUAUAAUUGUUGGGUGAGAAAUUUAGGAGGUUGAUGAUGGUUAUUCUAAUUAAUCAAGGUUUUUUUUGAUAACUGGUUGAUAUAUAUAAUUGUAAUAUGUUAGAGAAUGAGGUUUUAACUGGUGAAUUAUUUGAUUUUGGUCCCUCCAAUAUUGUUGACUAUAUUGUAAAUAUAUAUGAGGGAUAUAUAAUUGACUUGAUGAUGAACAUAUAUAUGAGAAAUGCGUUAACCUUUUAUUUUC
Beta vulgaris subsp. vulgaris (sugar beet) is the source of this 1129-nucleotide messenger RNA. Its product is annotated as VQ motif-containing protein 18. Lineage: Eukaryota; Viridiplantae; Streptophyta; Magnoliopsida; Caryophyllales; Amaranthaceae. Gene Ontology annotation, cellular component: nucleus. Bases 134 to 721 code for a protein of 195 amino acids. The record is from RefSeq and is a predicted model, not a curated record. The transcript has a single exon.